This is a messenger RNA of Diorhabda sublineata, 1780 nucleotides long. Its product is annotated as zinc finger protein OZF-like. Gene Ontology annotation, molecular function: RNA polymerase II cis-regulatory region sequence-specific DNA binding; DNA-binding transcription factor activity. The coding region runs from base 193 to 1743 and encodes 516 amino acids. The transcript has 2 exons. NCBI's taxonomy places the organism in Eukaryota, Metazoa, Arthropoda, Insecta, Coleoptera, Chrysomelidae. The record is from RefSeq and is a predicted model, not a curated record. Gene Ontology annotation, biological process: regulation of transcription by RNA polymerase II.
GGUAUGUUCUGUGGUGAACGUAAUCAUGUUCUUGUUAACCAUCUGACCAAUUCCAACAAAAUAUUUUUUUUUCUAUGGUUACUAACCUACAUGUAUUGAGGUGAUAAGUGUCUUAUUAUUUAAAUAAUGGUUAUUAAUACACUUCUUUACAAAUUAUAUUAAUACGGAAAUAGAAGAAUUAUUAACGGAGAAAUGGAUCUCCAAAGUGUUAAAGAAGAAAUUGAUACAUAUGAUGAUUUUCUGUCUAAGAUCGAUGUAAAACAAGAACUAAUUAACGAAGUAUCUGCAAUGAAAAUUCAAAAUACAAAUGGAAUUCAUUCAAUCAAACAAGAAAACAACGAUGUCUUGAAUACAACUAAAAUAUUUGAUAACAAUGUGGAUGUUACUAAAAAAACAAAAGGGAAAAUUUUCAGUACUCACAUCAUACUAAACAAACCAGGAUAUAAAAAAGUUGCCCGUAGAAAAAGAAUUAAAUCAAAAGUUACAGGACUGAUAGAUGGAAAAUAUAUGGAACCAAAUGCUAUGGGAUUAAUGAUAUGUGUAUAUUGUGGGAAUUUAUACACAAAACAAUUAGAAUUGUUAUGGCACUUAGCAAUGAAUCAUUGUAUAAAAGUAAACAAUUUUUAUAAGAUGAAAAUUCACCAUAAAAGUAAAAGUGAUACAUGUAUUAUGGAAAAUAUUGAUAUAAAAGAUGAAAUUGAAGUAGUUGAACAUGAACUCAAAGUGGAACUGCAGGAUACCACAAACCAGUUGGAUCAAUCAAUUCAAACUAAUAAAAAUAUGCAUUUACAUAGUUACACUACAACAAAACCAUUCAAAUGUGACAUUUGUAGCAAACCAUUCUCUUAUAAAAGUAAUUUAAAUAUACAUAUGCAUAGUCACACAGAAGAAAAGCCACUUAAAUGUGAUAUUUGUUACAAAACUUUUACACAAUUAAGUUAUUUGAAGACACAUUUGCGUAGUCAUACAGGGGAGAAGCCUUUCAAAUGUGACAUUUGUGGGAAACUAUUCUCUUAUAAAUGUAAUUUAAAUAUACAUAUGCAUAGUCAUACAGAAGAAAAGCUAUUUAAGUGUGAUAUUUGUUACAAAACUUUUUCACAGUCAAGUUAUUUGAAAACACAUUCUCGUAUGCAUACAGGAGAAAAGCCAUUCGAAUGUGACAUUUGUUUGAAAACUUUUUCAGAUAGAAGUAAUUUGAAGAGACAUUUGCGAAUUCAUACAGGAGAAAAGCCAUUCAAAUGUGACAUUUGUCUGAAAACUUUUUUAGAUAAAAGUCAUUUGAAGACACAUUUGCAAAGUCAUACAGGAGAAAAGCCAUUCAAAUGUGACAUUUGUUUAAAAACUUUUCUAAAUACAAGUAAUUUAAAGACACAUUUGAGUAUCCAUACAGGAGAGAAGCCAUUCAAAUGUGACAUUUGUUUGAAAACUUUUUUACGUACAAUUGAUUUGAAGACACAUUUACGAAGUCAUACAGGAGAAAAGCCAUUCGAAUGUAACUUAUGUUUGAAUACUUUUUCACACAUGAGUAAUUUAAAGAGACAUUUGCGUAUCCAUACAGGAGAAAAGCCAUUCAAAUGUGACAUUUGUUUAAAAACUUUUUCAGAUAGGAGUAAUUUGAACCAACAUUCACUUAGUCACACAGGAAAAAAUCCAUUUAAAUGUGAAACUUGUUUUAAAACUUUUUUACAGUUCAGUGAUUUCAAGACACAUUUGUGUAUUCAUACAGAAGAAAAGCUAUUCUAAUGUGACAAAAGUUUGAAAAUUAUACGAGUAAUUUGAA